Molecule: messenger RNA, 6180 nt
Organism: Nannospalax galili (Upper Galilee mountains blind mole rat)
Lineage: Eukaryota; Metazoa; Chordata; Mammalia; Rodentia; Spalacidae
Gene: Wwc3
Product: WWC family member 3
Exons: 23
Coding region: 351-3620 (1089 amino acids)
Biological process (GO): regulation of hippo signaling; cell migration; regulation of DNA-templated transcription
Cellular component (GO): cytoplasm
Molecular function (GO): kinase binding; molecular adaptor activity
Source: RefSeq, a predicted model, not a curated record
GACGGCGGGGACAGUCGCGGGAGGCCCAACGGGAGCCACCGACGCCUGCUCAGCCACAGCGCGAGCCGCCACCGCCGGCGCCCCCCGCCGCGGUCGCCGCACCCUCGGUGCCCUCCGUGCAGCCGCAGCCUAGGGCCCGGGAGAGCGCCGAGCUACCGCUGCCCGACGGCUGGGAGGAGGCGCGCGACUACGACGGCCGCGUCUUCUACAUCGACCAUAACACACGCCAGACGUCGUGGAUCGACCCCCGCGACCGGAUAACAAAGCCAUUGACCUUUGCUGAUUGUGUUGGGGACGAACUUCCUUUAGGAUGGGAAACUGUAUAUGAUAAAAAAAUCGGAAUUUAUUAUAUGGACCACAUAAAUAAGCUUACUCAGAUUGAAGAUCCACGAGAGCAGUGGAGGCGAGAACAGGAACGGAUGCUGAAGGAGUAUUUAAUUGUAGCCCAGGAGGCUCUCAAUGCCAAGAAAGAAAUCUACCAGAUCAAACAGCAGCGGUUCGAGCUGGCUCAGGAGGAAUAUCAGCAGCUGCACAAAUUGUGUGAGGAUGAUGGUCGCUCGUACACCAGCUCCUUCUCUGGAUAUUCAACUAAUACAAAGUAUGAUCCACACCAGAUUAAAGCAGAAAUAGCAAGCCGUCGGGAUAGGCUUUCCAGAUUAAAACGAGAGCUGACCCAGAUGAAGCAGGAGCUACAGUACAAAGAAAAGGGUGUGGAGACUCUACAAGAAAUUGAUCGGAAAAUGUCAAGUGCACAUACCAGCUACAAACUGGAUGAAGCCCAGGCUAUAAUGAAUGAACUGCGUACCAUUAAGAAAGCCAUUUGUACGGGCGAGAAGGAGAGGCGGGAUCUGAUGCAGAGCCUAGCCAAGCUUACUGACAGCUUCAAGAAUAGCUGCUCCAUUACGGACACCUUGCAAGAUUUCUCUCACAGCACAGGCGCACUUGGUGACUCUGGCGUCCCUCAGCAGUUCUGCGAUACUGGCUCUCAGACUGACACCAUAGGGGAGUUUCUCUUCGAUGAUAAAACAAGACUUGUAGACCGAGUCAGACUCAACUGGCAAUAUGAAGAAGCCCGAAAGAGAGUCUCCAAUAUUCAGCAGCAGCUCGCCCAGCUGGCUAAUGAGUCAUGGCCAGGCAUGGCCGAGGCUGACAGGGACCGGCUGCAGCUCAUCAAAGAGAAGGAGGCCCUAUUGCAAGAACUGCAGCUUAUUAUUCAGCAACGGAGGUCAGGAGAAGACGUGGCUCGGCUGGAGGAGGAGAGGAGGCGCCUGGAGGAAGAGAUCCAGUGCGCCCGGGCCACAUCUGUGCAGGGUGCCACAGAAAGAAUUCUACUUCAGGAAAAAAGAAAUUGUCUACUUAUGCAGCUGGAAGAAGCUACACGCUUAACAUCGUAUCUCCAGUCACAGUUAAAAAGCCUGUCUGCCAGCACCCUGACCGUGUCUUCUGGGAGCAGCCGUGGGUCCUUGGCUUCUAGCCGGGGCUCACUGGCAUCCAGCCGUGGCUCCCUCAGCUCUAUCAGCUUCACUGACAUCUAUGGUCUCCCACAGUAUGAGAAGACCGAUGCGGAGUGUGGCCAGCUUCUGCGCUUUGAUCUGAUCCCCUUUGACUCCCUGGGGCGUGACAUCUCCUUCACAGACCCACAGGGCCACUUGGGCUUCCACAAGCAGAGGAGGUCCCUGGAUACACCCCAGUCUCUGGCCUCACUCUCCUCCCGCUCCUCCCUGUCCUCUCUGUCACCACCCAGCUCACCGUUAGACACUCCCUUCCUCCCGGCUUCAAGGGAUUCACCCCUGGCACAAUUGACUGAUGGCUUUGAGGUGCCAGGCCUGGGCGCCCUGGAUAGACUGCGGGCACAGGCCUCUGCUUUGGGAGAUGAAGAUUUACAGGGGACUGCGAUACUUCAGCCCCAUGGACUCCCUGGGGAAGGAGAAGGACCCCGUGAGCGGGCACUGCAACUUGCUGCUCCCACCAGUGGAACAGUGACUCUCCGGGAAGACAGUGCCAAGAGGUUGGAGAGAAGAGCUCGCCGUGUCUCUGCAUGCCUGUCGGAUUACUCACUAGCCAGUGACAGCGGGGUGUUUGAACCUCUAACUAAAAGGAGUGAAGAUGCUGAAGAGUCUGCUUUUGGAGACACAUGUGGAAACAGCGACCCCCAGAUCUAUGUGGGAUUUCUGCAUGACAGUACCAAUGAAUGUCUCCUCGUACACGUGCUACAACUGAGGAACCUUGCUGGGCUGGUGAUGAAGGAAGACUGCAAAAUCCACAUCCGCGUCUACUUACCCCCGCUGGAUUCUGGCACUCCAAACACCUACUGCUCCAAGUCUCUGGAGUUCCAAGCCCCACUGGUGUUCAAUGAAGUAUUCAGAAUCCCUGUGCAUUCCAGCAUGUUGACGUUGAAAUCACUUCAGUUAUACGUGUGUUCAGUGAAUCCGCAGCUACAGGAAGAACUGCUGGGCAUUGCUCAGAUAAACUUGGCCGACUGUGAGAAUUCAAGCGACAUGCAGCUGCACUGGUACACUGUGCAGGUCUUCGCCAGCCCUGAGCCACCUAAGUUGAGAGAGACUGUGCGGGUGGUGGAGAGUGCCACGCGGGACACCAUGCAUGCCGCCUCGGGGAAGACGGAUGCAGUGACAGUGCUGUUGGCCAGAACCACGGCACAGCUGCGAGCUGUGGAGAGAGAGCUGGCUGAGGAGCAAGUGAAGCUUGAGUAUACUGAGGAGGAGAUCCUGGAAAUGGAGCGUAAGGAAGAACAGGGCGAGGCUGUGUCUGAGAGGAGUUGGCAGGCUGACUCGGUUGAUAGUGGCUGUAGCAACUGCACCCAGACCAGCCCCCACUACCCAGACCCCUGUUGUGCUGCUGUGGAUUCCAUUCAUGGUCAUGUCUUUACUGGCCAGGCAGAUCCUUACAGUCCUGAGAAACUUCAACCCCUGCUUCUUAAGGUUGACAAAGAGACCACCACAGAAGACCUCUUCCUGGAGGAAACGGUGAGCGUCCGCAAAGAGCGGCCCAGCCGCAGGGCCCGGGGCUCGCCUUUCGUUCGCAGCAGCACCAUAGUGCGCUCACAAACCUUCUCACCUGGAGCAAGGAGCCAGUAUGUUUGCAGGCUUUAUCGUAGUGACAGCGACAGUUCAACACUGCCCCGGAAGUCCCCCUUUGUCAGAAAUACUUUGGAAAGACGAACCCUUCGCUAUAAACAGUCCUGCAGGUCUUCCCUGGCGGAGCUCAUGGCCCGCACCUCUCUGGACCUGGAGCUGGACCUCCAGGCAUCGAGGACUCGGCAGCGGCAACUGAACGAGGAGAUAGGCACCCUCCGAGAGCUGAGGCAGCGUCUAGAAGAUGCCCAGCUGCGGGGCCAGACUGACCUCCCACACUGGGUGCUUCGGGAUGAGCGGUUCCGCAGCCUACUAAAGGAAGCUGAGCGCCAGACAAGACAGACCAAACUUGACUACCACCAAGAACAAGUGGCGGAGAAGAUGCUGAAGAAAGCCUCCAAAGAGAUCUACCAGCUGCGUGGGCAGAACCACAAGGAGCCCAUCCAAGUGCAGACCUUUAGGGAGAAGAUAGCCUUUUUUACAAGACCAAGGAUUAACAUACCUCCUCUCCCAGCUGACGACGUUUGAUGUAGUGCAUUGUGCACAUGAAGUAUUUAUCUGCCUGUUUUAUUUUCAUGAAGUUCUUAGAUUAGCUAAAUUUGUCUUUAAAAUAUUUGUGCAAAGCUAUUAAUAUACACAUUUUGUAAAAAACAUAUAUCUAUACAUAUAUAUUUUAUAAUAGUGACGGCAACAGGGCUUGGUUCUUCCUUGUUGUGAAAUUGACAUCUCUGAAGACAGGUUAUUUUAUAAAAGAUCAACUAUCAUGUUAAGAGUGUACAGUUUUUACGCUGUUUUAUUUGACUUAAAGGCUGGAAGACAGAAACGAAGUGAGUUCAGGCAAAUUCACUGUAUUGUAAUUUAUUUAUAGUACUUUUUUUCCUUGAAGGAAAAUACUGACUUUAAGAUGUAUUUUAAGACUGAAAUUUUGUUCUUCAGUAUUUGUCAUGCAGUAGAAUGGAACUUGGGGCUGGUUUUGUUUCUGACACCCGAAACGCAAACACUAUGUGCUGAACUUGUCAUGUGUAUCAGUUUCUCAUAGGUGCAUUUACCAUGUAUAUUGUACACUUUCACUCUCUGUAUGUUAUGUUAAAAUAUCAGCUGGGGUGGCUGAGUCAUACUCUGCAAGCCGUGUAUGCAUUGCAGGGUUCAGUAUCCUGUGUGUCGUGGGCACUGACGACCCCUCAUUGCUGUGUUGUCGUCUAAUGCAUCUUUUUGUGCUUCCCACAAGUCUGAAGCUGGCGACAGAACCUCCGGCUUCCCAGGUUUCAACCUGCCUAUACACCUGUGGCUGGUGACGGUCCACACUACCUGCAUUUGUCAAAGCAUAUGCAGACAUCUUUGCCACUCCUGGCAGAACUGAUAGACAGCAGGGUGGAAGGACUCUUCCGCUGUUUCAUGAAGGAAAGUAAAAAGGGUGAAUAGAGCAGAUACGAAUGCAGAGGCAUAACCUUUGAAGGUGCUGUGUUUGUGUGUGUUUGUGUGUGUUUGUGUGUGUUUGUGUGUGUGUGUGUGUAUGUGUGUGUGUGUGUGUGUGUGUGUGUGUGUGUGUAGAAAAGGGCACGCAGGUAACUUGGAUUACCAAGCAAGUCAGAGCAGGAGAAUAUUUGAGUGAAAUCAGAAUGUCACCCUCAUAUUGGAGUCUACCUAAUAUCCCUCAUGGAAUCUUAGAGCUAGCUCAUGAGGAAGAGAAAAAAUGGAAUAAAAAUAUGCCAGGAUUAUUUUAAACAAUUUGGUUUGCCUGUCGCACACUUAUUGAUGUGAAAUGUGCUCUCCUUUCUGAGGCCUUGAAUGAAUAAAUGAAGUAAUCAUAGGGCAUGCCAAAGAAAACAGAACUCUCUUCCUAGAUCUAGCUUCCCCUCCCUCAGAAAUGCCCCUUUUAAUUAGGUCUCUUUUCUCAUUAGUCUGUAACCUCCUUGUAUAACCCACUUUCAUUAUGUGAUUUUUUAAAAAAAAUUAAUUUUGUAAAAGCAUUUCAUUGACAUACGACCAAUCACAGACAAUGGAAUUUGUCAGUGGUGGUAAGACUGAAAACCUUAUCUUUUUCACAGUUGUCAUCUCUUGCUAUGUAUUCCUGCUUUUAGCCUUGUUUUUUUUUUUCUUGCUUUUUUUCCCCAAUUCCUUUUUGUACAGAACCUAUAAUAGAGGCGGAGACCCAAGGCGACAGUCUUUCGAGCACUGCUAGUAGCAAGCAUCAUUGCUGAGUGGACCUUCUCACUGUGCCCGCAGGCCAUUGGGACCUUUACCCCUAGCCAGAGUCAACUGUGGCUGACACUGCCUCAUAGAUACAGCUCUCCCCAGGCCACUUUUCUAAGUAGGUUGAGAUAGCUUUUCUGCCAGCCAAUAUUAGGUAACAGUUGAGGAAAACCCACUAUGCCAAUACAAAAAGCCCUAGGCAUAUUUUCCAAAAAUAUUACUGGCCACCCUAUACCAAUUUUCUGUGUGGAGUGUUGUCCUCCUACCCUUAUCCCACAGGAAGGGCAACCCCUGCUUUGGGGUCAGUCUGAGGAGGGGCAUGUGCCUCUGGCACCUUUUCGUAUUAACAUUUCCCUAUCAUCCCUCCUUGCAGCACGUGGAAAGUUGAGUAUAUGAAAGUAUAUCAUGUGGGCUGCUUGCUGCUGGAGCAGGCAGGGCAGCCCACACCCUCUCUUGCUGUAUACACAAUGAUCUGGCUUGGCAGCUGGUGGCUUCUUAAAACUACUGUGCCCAGAAAAUAUUGCCCAUUUUGGACACAUUUAAAUCCUGUGGGCUUUACGGCAUAAAAGUUUCGAUCUACUGUGUAAGUUUGUCUAUAUGUCUGGCCUGGUGAGAAAAACAAAAACCUGUGAUCUCUGAGCUGUUCUGGUCCUUCAGAGGUCUGAAUUCUGCCAUCAGGGUCUCUGAAAGAGCACUAUGUGUAAAAGGGAAUUGGGUUUUUUGCUUUAUCUAAUCACUGCAUUGUCAGGCUUUGGUGAUUAUUGCUGAAAUAAAUAAUCUUCUGUUGUGGAAAUAAGUUAUAAUCAGUAUUCAUCUCUGUUUUUGUCACUGUUCUCUAGGAUUGUGUCAUUUUUAUCAUUUGAAAGGAUUUCUUCUAUAAAAUUAAACUAACCUG